Messenger RNA from Phragmites australis (common reed), 2194 nucleotides. RefSeq names its product UDP-glycosyltransferase 92A1. Gene Ontology annotation, molecular function: UDP-glycosyltransferase activity. The transcript has a single exon. NCBI's taxonomy places the organism in Eukaryota, Viridiplantae, Streptophyta, Magnoliopsida, Poales, Poaceae. The coding region runs from base 342 to 1745 and encodes 467 amino acids. The record is from RefSeq and is a predicted model, not a curated record.
AUAUGCAGGCACUGAUCGGUUCCAUCUUCUGCCGUGAUGAACGAGCCACUUCGAAGCAUUCUGUUGAGCUGCACAACCAGUAGCCUGCAGGCUGCAGCUCCUUUCCAUUGCUGCUGGAGUGCUAGUGCCCGGUUCCUUUCUCAUGGAGUGAUGCAAUUGGAGGACACAGAGAAGUGGGCAAAGGAGCCGGUACCGCGGGCCAAUGGACGGCGGCGCCUUUUUCAACUAAUCCGCGCAAGCCAUCGCCACCGAUUCACAGUGGCAGAGCAGCUGCUGCAUCACUUGCCGGCCUCCGCAGUUGACCGCACUCCUCGUCUCCACCCACCCAACUCCCCAUCCCCAUGGCGCCGGAAGCGGAGGAGAGCCCACACGUCGUCCUCUUCCCCUUCCUCGCGCGCGGCCACAUCCCCGCGUUCCUCCGCCUGGCCGGCCUCCUCCGCGCGCUCCGCCCGGGGCUAGUCGUCACCCUCGUCUCCACCCCGCGCCUCCUGGCCACCCUCCCGCCGGCUUCCCCUCCCGUCCGCUUCCACGCGCUCCCCUUCGCGCCCACCGAGCACGGACUGCCCCCCGGCGCCGAGUCCCUCGCCGACCUCCACGUCCACCAGUUCAUCGACUUCUUCCGGGCCACCGAGUCGCUCCGCCCCGCGUUCGAAGAGUUCGUCUCGGGCAUCCGGUCCACCGUCUGCGUCAUCAUCGCCGACGCCUUCUUCGCGUGGACAGCCGACGUCGCGCGCGCACGGGGCGCGUCCCACGCCGUGUUCCUCCCGGGGGGCGCGUUCGGAAACGCCGUGUUCUUCUCCGUGUGGGAGCACCUCCCGCACUCCCUCACGACGGCCGACGAGUUCCCGCUGCCGGACUUUCCCGACGUCGUCCUCCACCGCACGCAGAUCCCGAGGUACAUUCUCGCCGCUACGGGGGCGGACCCCUGGACGGCCUUCUUCCGGCGGGUCAUCUCCUUCUGCCGCAAGACCGACGCGGUCCUCGUCAACACCGUCCUGGAACUUGAAACCCCCGGCCUAGACAUGCUCCGAAGAAGCUUUGGCGUCCAGCCAUGGCCGAUCGGGCCAGUCGUUGCAUUGCCGACUCCAUCAGAUUCGCAGGAUGACACUGCCAUCAUCCAGUGGCUCGACGCGCACUCGGCGCGCUCGGUGCUGUACAUAUCGUUCGGGUCGCAGAACAGCAUCAGCGCGAAUCAGAUGACGGAGCUGGCUCUGGGGCUGGAGGCGAGCGGUCGCCCCUUCCUCUGGGCGGUCCGCCCGCCGCUGGGGUUCGAUGCGAAGGACGGUUUCAAGCUCGAGUGGCUCCCGGCCGGCUUCGAGGAAAGAACGGCGCGGGCCAAGACGGGGCUGCUCCUGCGCGGGUGGGCGCCGCAGGUGCGGAUCCUGGCGCACCCGUCGACCGGCGUGUUCCUGACCCACUGCGGGUGGAAUUCCAUCCUCGAGAGCCUCUCCCACGGCGUGCCGCUACUCGGGUGGCCGCUGGGGGCGGAGCAGUUCUUCAACGCGAAGCUGGUGGUGGAGUGGGGCGUCUGCGCGGAGGUGGCGCGCGGGAACCUGGAGAGCUCGACGGUGUCGAGCGGGGAGGUGGCCGAGGCCGUGGGGACGGCGAUGGGGGAGACGGCGAAGGGUGGGGAGAUGAGGAGGAAGGCGGCGGAGGUCGCGCGCGCGAUGGCGGCCGCGUGGGAGCCGCGCGGCGGGCCGUCGGCGGAGAACUUGGAGGGGUUCCUGAAAUGCGUCUCGCUUUGAGACUGGCACAGUGAGAAAUCAACCGUGUGUAAGCUGUAACAUUGGAUUUGGAUGACUGAAAGCAGUAGAAUUCUUGUUCCUGUGAUACACAUGCGAAGUCUGUACGGAAUUUGGGAUGCCGAUGAGAGUUUUAAAAGGCACCGACUCAAGAUGCUGCGCCAAAAUACUAUCUAGGCCCUACGAGAAGUUCUUGUUUGCCACUUUGCAGCCGUGAUCGUCGCCCUCUACAGGAGCACGGCGGUGAUGGCGUACGUCCUGUUGGUCGCGCCGUCGGAGGCAGUCUGCGCGUUGGCCACUGACGGCGCCACAGUGCUCCACCUCGCCGCGGGAGCGUCCGCGGACGUGCUGGCCUUCUUCAGGCUCUGCGCCGGUGACCUCCCCCGCUAUAACGCCGUCGAGAAGGGCAUGUGCGACCUUGCCCUGAGCUCCGCAAGGGUGACAACUGACAA